Messenger RNA from Bombina bombina (fire-bellied toad), 1499 nucleotides. RefSeq names its product ankyrin repeat and SOCS box protein 12-like. Bases 170 to 1126 code for a protein of 318 amino acids. Gene Ontology annotation, molecular function: protein binding. Lineage: Eukaryota; Metazoa; Chordata; Amphibia; Anura; Bombinatoridae. The record is from RefSeq and is a predicted model, not a curated record. The transcript is spliced from 3 exons. Gene Ontology annotation, cellular component: ubiquitin ligase complex. Gene Ontology annotation, biological process: protein ubiquitination.
UGUUGGUGCUCCCCUUAUCACAGUCAGUGCAUUUUACACAUCACAGUCAGACUUGUCCUUCAUUUUUGGAUAUCCUUUACAGAGACAUCAGGAAAUUGGCAUCAGAAUGGGGCACCAUGCUUAACAAGGGCAUUGCAUCAUAAAGCUGGUAUAUACUGUUUGGAACAACAUGAAAAUGGUCAUCUUUAAAUGUAGAAAAAUGAGUCUUAUGGAUAUAACAAAGAUAUUUUCCUUGUUAAAGCCCAAUGAGGAUGAUGAGGCUCUUGCAGAAGCUCGUGAGCUCCAUGUGGCUGUUGCUAUGGAUAAUGCUGAGCAUCUUUAUUCACUACUUUCAGAUAACAAAUACAAGAAAUAUAUCAAUACUCGAAGUGGCUGGGGAAUUCCAGUGACCCCUCUCCGCCUGGCUGCCUCUAAGGGAUCUCUCCAGUGUUUAAAGAUACUUUUGGACCAUGGGGCAGAGGUGGACAGCUUGGAUGUUAAAGCUCAAACUCCUCUAUUCACUGCCGUCAGUGCUGGGCAUCUUGAUUGUGUCAGGGAAUUAUUAAAAGUUGGAGCCAAUCCUGGUGGAAGCAUCUACAACAACUGCUCCCCUGUGCUGAUUGCUGCUCGUGAAGGAAAUGCCAGCAUCCUAAGGGAACUAUUAGAAUAUGGAGCUGAGACCAAUGUCCGGUCCAGAGUUCCAGACUGGGCAGCCAGUAACACCAGCUCCAGCGGUGCUUUGUAUCUUUCAGCUGUAUAUGGGCACUUGGAGUGUUUCAAGCUUCUUCUCCUCUAUGGGGCUGAUCCCGAUUACAACUGUACAAGCAAGGAACUUCUAGAGAGGAUAAAGAACCCCAAGUCUGUGCUGGAGAUUUGCCUGAAACAUGGCUGUAGGACGCAGUUUAUACAACUCCUUAUUGAUUUUGGUGCCAACGUGUAUUUACCCAACAUAGAGGUUAACAGAUCCUUCCCUAAUCACAAGGCAAUGGAGCUCUUACUAAGUGAAAGAGUUAAUCCAAGAUCUUUGAUGUCUCAGUCUCGUUUGACUAUCAGAAAACUACUCGGACAGCUAGGAAGGAGAAAAUGCAUUCCCCAACUGAAUAUUCCUUCUUCAAUGAUCAGAUAUCUUCAACACCAAACCUCAUAGAGCUGAGAUGCUGCAGGCACAGAACUCAAGCAUGGUCAGAAUUUGGUCAGCUCUGAAGAAGAUACAAGGGAUUUGGAUGUUACUGGAACUAAACAUAACAAUUUAAUUAGUUUAAACUCUUAAAUACACAUCAUGGGUGUUUUACUGUUUAUUUCAACAACAGCUCAGUAAAGGGAAUUGGAAGUAACUAUAUCUUUCAGCUUAUAACAUCUGUCAUGCAGAAACAAUGUGCAUUUAAACUAAAAAAAAUAUGUAUAAAUUUUAAAAACAGAGAGUAAAGAAGUAAUUUUUCUUUGUACAGUGGACAACUGGAAACUUAAAUGUGAUCAAUUUACUCUUUCAAUUAAAGGUUUUCAUGCAGGUUACCACCAUA